UGGAAGUGAAGGUGGAAAGAUUGCGGCUCCGGAGCUGCAGAGGCGGUGAGGGCGGAGGCAUGAGGAGAGUUGCGUGGCUUCAGUGAGCAGACCGGGAUGUGCCUGCCGGGGGCUGUAGGCAGGCUGAUGGGGGAGGGAAAGAGCAGCCUGUGAAACGGGGUGACGGCGGCGACCAGCCCGGGCGGGGACCGGGACUGGAAGAGGCGCCUGAGCAGCCGGCUGGUCCGGCGGCUGGGCUGGGGUUGGGGACGGGGACUUGAGAGACGAACGUCCAGCUGAGCCUGCCAGCGCAGGAAGGCCGAGGAGAAGGGUCGUGUUUUGCCGUUGGGAAAGAGACGAGGGCGAAGGAAGGAUUGGAGGAAGCUGGAUCUUAGGAAGUGGCCGGAAGUGCUGAGAAGCUGGUAACAGGCGUCGGUACGAGGAACCGAAAGGAUCAGGAAGAAAGAAGGGAGGUCUGUGUAAGUAGCCGAAAAGGUCGAGUGACAAGAAAGAGGGCCGGUGUAAGUGAAGGAAAAGUGAGGUGUGGCUAUAUCAGAGGGAAGUAGGAGAAGACGGUCAGUGCAAGUGGGUUGAGGACCGAGGGAAAAGCCGUGGAAGUGGCUGGGGUCCGGGGCCGGAACAGUGCCAGACUUGGCCGGAAGGCAGCGGAGCGGAGCGCAAACCUGAGAGUGUUUGGAAAUUGGAAGACUUGGUGGCGAACGAGGGUCAGAACUGAGAUCCUGCCUCGGAGAGUGAGCGACGUGUCCGGGAUGUGGGAUCGGAGGCUGGUGAGGUUGGCCUUGUUGCAGCAGCUUCGGGCCGUCUAUGGCAUUAAGGUCAAGAGUGGCCGUGGGCAGUGCGAUCGUAGGAGACAUGAAACAGCGGCCACGGAUACAGCGGGUAAAAUAUUUGGAGUACCUUUUAAUGUAUUGCCCCAUUCUGUCGUACCAGAAUAUGGACAUAUUCCAAGUUUUCUUGUUGAUGCUUGCACAUCUUUAGAAGAGCAUAUUCACACAGAAGGGCUUUUUAGGAAAUCAGGAUCUGUUGUUCGUCUGAGAGCCCUAAAGAAUAAACUGGAUCAUGGUGAAAGUUGCCUGGCUUCUGCACCACCUUGUGAUGUUGCAGGACUUCUUAAGCAGUUUUUCAGGGAAUUGCCGGAGCCCAUUCUUCCAGUUGAUUUGCAUGAAGCACUUUUCAAAGCUCAACAGUUAGGAACAGAGGAGAAGAAUAAAGCUACAUUACUGCUCUCCUGUCUCAUGACUGACCACACAACCGAUGUAUUAAGAUACUUCUUUAACUUUCUCAAGAGUGUUUCCCUUAGGUCUAGUGAGAAUAAGAUGGAUAGCAGCAAUCUCGCAGUAAUAUUUGCACCAAACCUUCUUCAGACAAGUGAAGGACAUGAGAAGAUGUCUGCUAACACAGAAAAAAAGCUCCGAAUACAGGCUGCAGUGGUACAGACCCUUAUUGACCAUGCAUCAGAUAUUGGGCAUGUUCCAGAUUUUAUCCAGGAAAAGAUACCAGCCAUGUUGGGUAUUGAUGGUCUCUGUGCUACUCCAUCAUUAGAAGGUUUUGAAGAAGGUGAAUGUGAAACUCCUGGUGACUAUAAGAGAAAGCCAAGACAAAGUGUAGGAGAUUUUGUUAGUGGAGCAUUAAAUAAACUUAAAUCUAACAGAACACCCUCUAUUACGCCUCAACAGGAAAGAACUGCUCAGCUACCCAUAUCACCCAUGAAUCUUACACCAAAUGCUAAGCGUAAACUACCAAUAGAGUCUUCUCAUGGUUUCUCAAGUAAGAAAAGGAAGUCCAUCAAGCACAAUUUUAACUUGGAGUUGUUGCCAACUAAUCUCUUCAACAAUUCUACACCAGCAUCAGUUCACAUUGAUACAAGCCCCGAAGGGUCAGCUCAGAGUUCAUUCUCUCCUGUAGCCAUCAGUGGAAACGAUUCGAUCAGUACAAGUGUGCUAAGGCGAAGUAAGAGGAUUGCAAGUAAAAAAAUUUGCAGGGUGGAAUCGGGAAAAGCAGGCUGCUUCUCUCCUAAGAUUAGUCGUAAAGAAAAGGUCCGAAGAUCUCUUCGUUUGAAAUUUAGUCUGGGGAAAAGUAGCAAAGACCCAAAUGGGUGUCCUGGUGUCGAUAGAUACGAAAAUGUCGGUCGACGACUUGCAAAUCAACAAAGUUUAAAAAAUAGGAUUGAAUCUGUAAAAACAGGUCUCCUUUUUAGCCCAGAUAUUGAUGAAAGAUUAACAAAGAAAGGUUCAAAAAAGAUCAGUAAGUCUGAGGAGAACUUAUUAACCCCAGAACGUCUAGAUGGAACAAGUUACCGGAUGUCUUGGACAGGACCUACUAAUUCCGGUUUUCAAGAAAUGGUGACAAAUGAAGUUUCUCCAAUCAAGGGAAAUCUUGAGGUGGAAAGCUCUUCUUCGGAGCCUGAUACUUCAGUUGAAAAGUUACCUGUUAGUUCAUAUGAACGCACCCUUUCUAAUGUACAGGAUAAGCAUAACAACAGUGUAACUGGAAGCUCUCUUAGUGGGGAUGAAAAUCACUUGACCACAGAGACUCUGGUGAAAAUUCAGAAAGCAUUUUCCGAAUCUGGAAGUAAUCUUCAUGUAUUGAUAAAUCACAGCCAGUCAUCAGUAACUAAUGUGGGGAAAGUAAAACUAAAUGAAACAUCUUCUAUAGAAUACAGUCCAGAGAAAAAUCUGUUUGAGACUAAUGAUUUGACUGUGAUAGAAUCAAAUGAACAUCAAACUGGUAAAGAAGAACAUAGUUUUCCAGAACAAGACAUCUCACUCCAUCAAACUCAAAAUUUGGAUAGAGAAGCAACUGUAAAAUGUUAUUCAACUCAUGUGAAGAUUGAACAUGAAGAAAGCAUUUGUUCAAAUAUACCUAAAGACUAUUCAGUUAAGCAAGAGUUGCCUAGUGAUGAACACGUAAAGGAACAGCAGUCUCUGGGGGAUAAAGUAAAUCCUGAAUUAAGGGAGAGCGAGAAUAUGAUCGAAGAGAACUUGGCGAAGCAUGCAGCUAGCACUUCUUCCUCAGAGCCCAUCACGUGUAACAUAACAAACUUGUCCAAAUGCAGGCCUGUGAGAAUUGUUAAGCAGCAGUCGCUGGUGGAAACCUGCAGCACUACGGUUUCUGAAAGCUUACAAAUGACAGAGCGUGGUAAUGUGUCAGACCACAUACAGUGGUUUAACAAGCUUUCUUUAAAUGAACCAAAUAGAACAAAGGCAAAGUCACCUCUUAAGUUUCAGCGUACACCUGUUCGUCAGUCUGUCAGAAGGAUUAACUCCUUGUUGGAGUAUAGCAGACAACCUGUACGGCACAAAUUGGCGAGUCUUGGUGAUGCUGCUUCUCCUCUGGUGAAGUCAGUGAGCUGUGACAGUGCUCUUUCCUCUGGUAUGGAAAGUACAUCAAAAGAUUCCUUGAUUUCAUAUACCAAAUCAGGUCCUAAAGAACAGAAGUUUACGGGGUGUGGACAGUCCAAUGUUGAUACAGUUUUGAAAUCAAGCAUGGAGUUAACUUCUCAAUCUUUCUCAAAGACCAAGAGGCCCCCAGACUCCACGAAUGCUUCUCUUGGGUCUACCAGAGUUUGUAAACAGGAAGUGGUGUCCAGAGGCCAAAUUAAGGUUCCCUUGGAUGACCUGACAAAUCAUGACAUAUUAAAAUCUGUUGUAAAUAAUAAUGCGGGCUUUUCUCCUGGGAUAAAUAGCAGAGUCCUUAGGAAACCAUCAGAAAAAGAAAGGGUCUGGUAUAAAGGUUCUCCAAAAAAUCCCAUCGGAAAAGCUCAGUUACUACCAACGAGUAAACCUGUAGACUUGUAAUUGGUAGAUGUUAAUACUUGUUAAUGUAAAUAAAAUUAGCUGUUGGUGAUAGGACUUGCAGGAUAAUCUGCAUGUUGGUUUGUUAGCUCAGGAAGGUUAAGUGAUAGAUUUUAAUUUCAGUGCACAAGCAACUUGAAUUCUUACGCUUGUAUAAAUGACUUGUUUUUCUUAAUUAUGGCAGUAUUUAAAUUUUGUAAUUGUAUUGUGAUCUCUUCAAGCAGAGGUUACAUUUUACCUUUUGAAAGAAGUUGUUGGCUGGGUUUAUGAGAAAUUAAUUCUUGAAAAUUGUAUGAAUUUUAUUUUUAAGUGUGAUAGGAAGAGUGAACGAGUUGUGACUAUUUCCUGUUAUUCCUCCUGAGUCAGAGAAGGUUUCUACAAGAAAUUUCUAACCCGUAAAGGGAAGAGAUAAGCCCUACAGAUCUUACUUCUUGAAUUACGUUGAUAUUUAUGGUUUAUGCCAGAAUCCCUAGAAAUUAACUUGCUUCAAUAGCAACUUAAUCUUUUAUUCCAAUUUGGGGCAGAAUAAUUGGGUUUAUAUGGUCUGUAGAUGUGUACAGCCGGUUCCCUUGCACAAAGAAUAAUGGCUAAAGCAGAAUAAGGACUCAAGUGUGCUCUUAGAGAAUGAUGCUGCAGAAAUAUUCGAUGACUUUUGAGCCAUACUAUGUUUUAUAGUUAAUUUGCACAAAUAUAUUUGUAGCUGUUUUGUCCAAUAUAGGAUUUAAAAUUAUUUAAGGAGGAAUAAUUAAGCUUGGAAGUUUUUAAUCAAAGUGAUUUCUUACAUUCACAUACUUGAUUUUAUAAUUUAAAAUAGGUGAUGUGCCUCUGUACAUUUAACUUGGAUUCUUAACUUUUGAUUCUUAUAAAAGCCUAUGAUGGUUUUGUCUGGUGUGUAAAUGUUAUUUAUUUAGCAUAGACAUUAAAGGUAACCUUCUGGAAAA
Messenger RNA from Lynx canadensis (Canada lynx), 4735 nucleotides. RefSeq names its product rho GTPase-activating protein 11A. Bases 750 to 3797 code for a protein of 1015 amino acids. The transcript is spliced from 12 exons. Gene Ontology annotation, biological process: signal transduction. The record is from RefSeq and is a predicted model, not a curated record. Lineage: Eukaryota; Metazoa; Chordata; Mammalia; Carnivora; Felidae.